Cloeon dipterum is the source of this 518-nucleotide messenger RNA. RefSeq names its product zinc finger protein 593 homolog. The coding region runs from base 114 to 518 and encodes 134 amino acids. The record is from RefSeq and is a predicted model, not a curated record. Lineage: Eukaryota; Metazoa; Arthropoda; Insecta; Ephemeroptera; Baetidae. Gene Ontology annotation, molecular function: zinc ion binding; nucleic acid binding. The transcript is spliced from 3 exons.
CACGCCCUUCAGUGAGCCACACACACACGUGCGAAAUAAGCUUUUCGAAUUAAAUUUGGAUUUCAAAAGCCAAUGCUUCAAAAUAAAUUGAAGCUUUUUCUUUGGAAACCGAUAUGACGUACAAGAGAAGGAAGUACCACAACGGAGAUACUCACUUGAAAAAGGGAUGGCGCACUAAGAGACGCACUAAAGAUUUGGAUGAGAUCGACGCAGACUUGAAACCUGAAGUAGCAGAAAAACUCCUGAACCAGGAAAUUGACCUUGACAAACCAGGAGAAGCUCAACAUUAUUGCUUGCAUUGCGCGAGAUACUUCAUCAACGAUCAGGCUCUGCAGGAACAUUUCCGUACUAAAGUGCAUAAGCGAAGACUGAAAGCCUUGGAACUAGAGCCAUACAGCAUUGAAGAUUCAGAGAAAGCAGCAGGACUUGGCAAUUUCCAGUUGCCGAAGAAAAGGAAAAUUGCGACCCAAGGAACAGAGGCUGAUGAUGAAUCAAUAGCUUCUGCAGACCCACAAUGA